CGGCUUUCUGACAGCGGACCGUCCGUAGUUUCUUGGGUACCACAACUUUGGUGGAUGCAAGUAUUCCCAGUCUUGUCUUAAAUGGUGUGAGCUUUGCAGAGAUGGACGGCGACAGAAUGGAGGUGGGAAACCAGAAACAAGACAUCAAUGUGGAGGUCCAUGUUAAAUCUCACAGCACAGCUAAACGGUCCGAGGUGAGGAUUCAUGUUCUGGCUCUUCUGAAUCGCCACAGCAUGGUGUUUGGAAACUACAGAUGGACAGAGUUUGAUGAGGACUACCUGCAGAAACAUGUGGAGUCUGUGGCUAUAGUUGAUGUUGAGGAACUGGUCACACAGCCUCUGGAUUUGAAGAGCUGCUCUGUCUCCGUUCACAUCUUCACUCUGAAUGAGGAUGGACCCAGCACGCUCAGUUUGGAGGAGGAUGAGGAGCUUUCAGCAGCCAAUCACUGGUUGCUGCCAGCAGCUGAAUUCCAUGGGAUAUGGGAGAGUCUGGUAUAUGAGAGCGGAGUAAAAACCCAGCUCCUGGAUUAUGUCACAACAACAAUUUACUUCUCGGAUAAAAAUGUCAACAGCAACCUGAUUUCGUGGAACCGUGUAGUGCUCCUUCACGGCCCCCCAGGCACAGGGAAAACAUCACUCUGCAAAGCUCUCGCCCAGAAGCUGUCAAUCAGACUGUCGAGUCGGUAUUCUUAUGGGCAAUUUGUGGAGAUAAACAGCCACAGCUUGUUCUCAAAGUGGUUCUCAGAGAGUGGUAAGCUGGUCACAAAGAUGUUUCAAAAAAUCCAACAGCUGAUUGACGACAAAGACGCCCUUGUGUUUGUUCUGAUAGAUGAGGUGGAGAGUCUGACAGCAGCUAGGAGUGCCUGCCAGGCGGGGACAGAGCCCUCUGAUGCCAUUAGAGUGGUCAACGCCGUUCUCACUCAGCUGGACCAGAUCAAACGACAUCCCAACGUGGUGAUUCUGACGACCUCGAAUGUGACGGACAAGAUAGACUUGGCGUUUGUGGACAGAGCUGACAUCAAGCAGUACAUCGGACCUCCAUCAGAGAAGGGCAUCUACAACAUCUACCUUUCCUGCCUGGAGGAGCUGAUGAAGUGCCAGAUCAUCUACCCCCGGCAGCAGCUGUUUACCAUGUUUGAGCUGGAGACGAUGCGCUUCGCCAAGAGUGAGGUGUCCGAGCACAGCCUGAACCUGAGGAGCAUUGCUCAAAAAAGCAAAGGUUUGAGUGGAAGAGCACUCAGGAAGUUACCAUUUCUAGCCCACGCGCUGUUCGUAAAGACACCAACAGCAACCCUUGAGAGUUUUAUGGAGGCUAUGCACCAAACAGUGGAGAAACAGAGGGAGGAAAAAGCUCAUCUGGUGAACGGUAUCUGAACUUUUACAAAGCCCAAAGGCUGACACACGGUGGUUCAUGAGCCCUCCUCAACAAAAUUACAAUGAACUCAAGGUUUUGGAAAUUACGACCUUUACAUAUUUUUUAACAAAUACUAUCUCUAACAUAAAUGUUUGUUCAGGUGAUUCUGUUGGUGCUGCUGCGAAGUUGGUUUUCAGUAUUUGCAGUUUGGGUUAAGAUGGAGUGCCAAAUGCUUUGUGUGUUUUCUGAUAUUUUUAUGUAUUUUUAUAUUUAGCUUAACAGUGCCACCAUUUUUUGUCGGUUCCUUUUGUUAAAGGGAUAGUUCACAUCUAUAAUUGGCAUACGUUACCUUUUGUAAAACACAUUAGCUCCUUUCAUGGAUUGUUUUGAAGAUAUCUCAUUGAGAUGUGGGAACUUUUUUUUUAAAUUCCCUUUUCUGGUGUUCAUUUAAAAGUUGCUAUCCCACUGAUCCAACUCCAUCCACAGAAUCUGUAGAAAAGGCUAAUGUUCAUGCAAGAUACCGACUCAUGUUGAGAAAUGUGAACUUUCCCUUAAACAUGUGUUUUAGAAAGGGAUGUUCCUCAUAGACCAUCACUUACAAAUGUUAAGUUAUGUUUGUCAGUUCUAUAUUCAUGUUAACAACAGUCCUCUUUAAACUCUCUGGAUUAAUGUGUUCAUUACGACUUUAUUUUGUAUAUAACUU
Messenger RNA from Notothenia coriiceps (black rockcod), 2056 nucleotides. RefSeq names its product thyroid hormone receptor interactor 13 (gene trip13). Gene Ontology annotation, cellular component: chromosome; nucleus. The transcript has 14 exons. The record is from RefSeq and is a predicted model, not a curated record. Gene Ontology annotation, biological process: reciprocal meiotic recombination; meiotic recombination checkpoint signaling. Gene Ontology annotation, molecular function: ATP hydrolysis activity; ATP binding. Lineage: Eukaryota; Metazoa; Chordata; Actinopteri; Perciformes; Nototheniidae. The coding region runs from base 102 to 1373 and encodes 423 amino acids.